This is a messenger RNA of Gavia stellata (red-throated loon), 681 nucleotides long. RefSeq names its product intraflagellar transport 27 (gene IFT27). Lineage: Eukaryota; Metazoa; Chordata; Aves; Gaviiformes; Gaviidae. Gene Ontology annotation, cellular component: Golgi apparatus. The transcript has 7 exons. Gene Ontology annotation, molecular function: GTPase activity; GTP binding. The coding region runs from base 37 to 597 and encodes 186 amino acids. The record is from RefSeq and is a predicted model, not a curated record.
UCCUGGCCCGCCGCCGCCUUCCCCCGGGCCGGAGCGAUGGUGAGGCUCGCUGCCAAGUGCCUACUGGCAGGAGAUCCAGCUGUGGGGAAGACUGCUUUAGCCCAGAUGUUCCGAAAUGAUGGGGCUCAUUUUCAGAAGAACUACACACUGACAACGGGCAUAGAACUGUUGGUGAAGGCUGUAUCAGUUCCAGAGACAAGUGAUAGUGUGGAAUUCUUCAUUUUUGACUCUGCAGGAAAAGAUCUUUUUUCUGAAAUGCUGGAGAAACUGUGGGAGCAACCCAAUGUCCUGUGCCUUGUGUAUGAUGUCACUAAUGAGCAAUCUUUCAACAACUGUGCCAAGUGGUUGGAGAAGCUGAGGGCUCAAGCAGCUGGAGUGCACAUCCCAGGUGUCUUAGUGGGAAAUAAAACAGACCUGGUUGGUCGUCGAGUUGUGGAGCAGAAACAAGCACAGGAGUGGGCUGAGAAACAUGGCCUGGAAUACUGUGAGAUGUCAGUUAAGGAGAUGAAAAAUUUUGAGGCCCCUUUCCACAUGCUGGCAAAGUUAUUCCACCAACUGUACAAAGAGAAAGUGGAAACUUUUCAUUCACUAGCUUGAGGGCCAUGACUGGGAUGACUUAUUUAUCCUCUAAGCUACUUCUAGUGACCAGAAUCCUGCAGGAUGGAAUACAGAGAGAAGAAA